AACCGAGAAGUAUUACUUUCUUUCGUAUGUUGUGUGAAGUGAAAUAUGCCCGAAUUUUAUUUCACCGAAGCCGAGAAAGUUCGGUAAUUUUUUUAGGUUACGUACAUCGCACUAGUUGUCAUCGCUCGUACAUACGACAGGUUGCCUUACUUUCACUUGGAGAAAGCAUAAAACCACAUGUGGGUGGUCUCUUAUCUUAACAAAAUUUUAACCGCAGUUGUAUAAUUUUAAAUAUUAUGGGGAUGGACGAUCCUGGUCGUUACAUUACUCGUCCCACUGUGAUAAUAUUAUUCUUAAUUUGCGUCUUAAUUUACUUGUUUGUUAUUCCGGCUGGAAAUAACUCUCUUGGAAGUGAGCCCUCCGAUGCUUCAUCCCCCAAACGGACGAAACAACAGCAGGAGAAAGUCACGAAGAAAGAAGUCACGAACAACGACCAUGCCCACGAAUUGACUCAUGGCUCGAAACGCUACAAGUUGUAUGAGAAGAAGCGCUUCAACUUUAAGAAGGCUGAAGCAUUCUGCAAAAAAAUGGAGGGACGGUUGGCAAAAACUGAGAGGCUGGAUGAGAUGACCAGACUGCAAACUCUUCUUCAAAAGGCGAAGCUGGUAAGUGACGAGUUGUGGAUCGGAGUUGAGAGAAAGCAGUGGAAAAAUCAUGCCUGGAAAGAUAAGCCGCAUCCUCCAGGAAUGAAUCCGGCAGCUUUGGGGGAGAUGAAUGCGAUGAUGAUGGGUGGUGGGAAGCAAGAAAUGUGUCCUGCUCUGAGCUUAUCAACCAGGGCAAUGGUGCCUGCCAUGUGCAUGCGAGAUCUCCCCUUUGUCUGUGAAUUUGACCGAGUUGACAAAUCAAAAGAUGAACCAAAGAUAGAAAAUGUAAUUAAAAAAGAACAAGGGAAAAGCAACAGGAAUAAGAACAAUGGUGUUAAAAGUAGUAAAGGAAAAGGGAAACCUAUGCCUCCUCCACUCAAAACGAAAAAUAGCAAGAUAAAAUCAACACCUAAACCGAAACAGCAAAAGAAAGUUAAUAAAAAUAGGAAGAGAGACGAAAUGUAGGAUUAUUCUCGACUUUCUCUAAAUAACCAUCGCAUGAUUUUUUUUUCAUAUCGCGUAAUCAGAAUAUCUUUAUUUGUAAUAUUUACAUAUAUGAAUGUUCGUCCACAAACAAAUAAGUAUUUGUUAAUUCCUAAAUUAAUUAUGUUUAACACGCUGGUAACUUAUGUAGAUGAUAACUGUGUAUAAACUUUGUGAUAGAAAGUUGUCGGUAAAACAAAGAUUGUGAUAUGCAAUUUGAUGAAAUUGACACGCGUAAAAUUAUACAGUCAAAUA
Folsomia candida is the source of this 1322-nucleotide messenger RNA. RefSeq lists its product as uncharacterized. Bases 237 to 1049 code for a protein of 270 amino acids. The transcript has 5 exons. Lineage: Eukaryota; Metazoa; Arthropoda; Collembola; Entomobryomorpha; Isotomidae. The record is from RefSeq and is a predicted model, not a curated record.